AUAGGGCAGGGGCUUGGCUAUUGGGGGUCAGCGGGACAGCCCCACGCAACCAGGCCUCUUGAGUGCUGGGCCCACGCCACGCCACCCUGCAGGCGCCACGCGGCGUGGGCGCCCCUAGCGUCCGCAGCGGCACCCACCCUGCAAACCGCAGCCCUGCACUCACAGCAGCACGGGCCGGGGGGAACGUGCCCCGGAACCCCCACAGCGCAGUUGCUGUUUCCCGGCCAGACGGCGGACACCUAAGGGGAGUGCACGCAAAGGGCCCAAGAUGGCGGCGCGCGUAAUGCGGGGCCUUUGCCGGGCGAGGCCGGCGCUGCUUCCCGCCCGGACCCCGCCCGGCUUCGUACACCGAGCCGCCGCCGGCGCCGCCCCCAGCUCCGAGUUCCGAAGCGAAUACGCCCUGGACAGGCUCUAUCCGGAGCAGGCCAGAAGCGACCCCGCGGAGGGCACCCAAGAUGGGACAAAACAAACUUCUCCUGAUAUUCCUGUGGACUGUCUGUCCAUAUCCUAUUGCCGGAGCAGUGGACCCGGAGGCCAGAAUGUUAAUAAAGUGAAUAGUAAGGCAGAAGUUAGAUUCCAUUUGGCAUCAGCAGAUUGGAUUGCAGAAGAUGUGAGGCAGAAAAUAGCAGUGAUGCACAAGAAUAAAAUAAAUAGAUCUGGCGAGCUGAUCAUAAACUCUGAAGUGAGUCGCUACCAAAUGAAGAAUCUGGCAGAUUGCUUGCAAAAAAUCAGAAACAUGAUUAAGGAGGCUACUCAGAAAUCCAGUGUGGUAUCCAAGGAGAAUUCCCAGCUCCUCAUAGCCAGGGUGCAAAAAAUGAAUCGUGAACGACUGAGACAGAAAAAAAUUCAUUCGACUAUAAAACAAAGCAGGAGGGUAGACUUUGAUUGAAGACAGCAACAAAAUUCCCUGGAUGUUGUAUUUUUAAACACAUUGGCCUGGAAACUGAAGAGGAUACGCAAAUUAUAAACGGUCUUUAAAAAAGUCUUUGCUUAAAACAUGUAAAAAUAAAAUGUAAUUUAACAUCA
Messenger RNA from Chelonia mydas (Green sea turtle), 1026 nucleotides. It is a transcript of the gene MRPL58, whose product is annotated as mitochondrial ribosomal protein L58. The record is from RefSeq and is a predicted model, not a curated record. Gene Ontology annotation, cellular component: mitochondrial large ribosomal subunit. Bases 269 to 889 code for a protein of 206 amino acids. The transcript has 6 exons. Gene Ontology annotation, biological process: mitochondrial translational termination. Gene Ontology annotation, molecular function: translation release factor activity. Lineage: Eukaryota; Metazoa; Chordata; Testudines; Cheloniidae.